CAAGAUUGCGCUGCGCCUCAUGAAGAGCGAUGCCAUGCGGGCCGUGGGAGCGAAACCUUGGAACAUCCCUCUGAAAUCGUGCGUCUCGGAAGGAGAAGUGUGGAGCGAUCCCUACCUGACCUGCCUUGUACGGCACUUGGCUCACACCACGUGGCACGCCUGCUGCACGUGUCCCAUGGGCUCGGAUGAAAGAGCCGUAGUGGACUCUAAGCUAAGGGUUCGGAGUUUGAAGAACCUGCGCGUCGUGGACGCAUCUGUCAUGCCAACGAUAGUAACUGGAAAUCUGAACGCGCCUACCAUGAUGAUUGCCGACAAAGCAUCAGCCAUCAUUCUUCAAGAUAAUCCGUAGUUCACAUUACUGGCCUAUCAAACACAAGCUUGGUUCUUUCUCUCAUCGUUGGGGCUACGUUGACAAAGCGAAGUAAAAAUACGGAGCUGCUAGAACGUUGGAUUUUGUAGUAUAUGA
Molecule: messenger RNA, 466 nt
Organism: Rhipicephalus sanguineus (brown dog tick)
Lineage: Eukaryota; Metazoa; Arthropoda; Arachnida; Ixodida; Ixodidae
Product: oxygen-dependent choline dehydrogenase-like
Exons: 2
Coding region: 20-349 (109 amino acids)
Molecular function (GO): flavin adenine dinucleotide binding; oxidoreductase activity, acting on CH-OH group of donors
Source: RefSeq, a predicted model, not a curated record